Molecule: messenger RNA, 2234 nt
Organism: Oryza brachyantha (malo sina)
Lineage: Eukaryota; Viridiplantae; Streptophyta; Magnoliopsida; Poales; Poaceae
Product: receptor-like cytosolic serine/threonine-protein kinase RBK1
Exons: 9
Coding region: 451-2073 (540 amino acids)
Biological process (GO): protein phosphorylation
Molecular function (GO): protein kinase activity; ATP binding
Source: RefSeq, a predicted model, not a curated record
UUUCUCUCUCUCUAGGCUGCUUGCCCCUCUCUCUCUCCCUCUCUACAAUGUUCUCUUCUUUUGAGAGAAGAGAAGAAUAGCUGCAACACAAAGGAAGGCACUGCACUGUGCACAGCGGCAGCUGCACAAGUUUUCAAAAGAACCCGCCACCUCCUCUCUCUUUCUCUCUCUACUGUCCUGCCAAUUCUCUCUCUCUCUAUAUAUAUCUCGUAUUAAAUUUCUUUGCCUUGCUCCCAUCCUCCAUUUUCUUGGGCACCGUUCCGAGCUGAGCUGCUGCACUGUUUUGCUUCUCUGCUGCUUGGUUGCUUCUUUCUUGCUCCCUCUCUGCUUCAACGGUUGGUCGUCUUCAAUGCAAGAAAGCAUCGGCUGCAAUUGCUCCCGUUGAGUUUUCGUCGUCGUUUGAAAGCGAAGGAAGGAGACAGCGGCGACGAGGAGGAAGGAGGAGGAUUAAUGUCGUCCAUGGCCUCCAAGGAAGAGGCCAGUGAAGAUGGGAGACAAGAAGAUCUGCUUGUUAAGGAAGGGCCAGGGGAGAACCAAGAAAACACCAUGAGAGAUUCCGACGAAGCGGGAAAUGAGAAUUGCAGCAAGAGCGGAUCUGGAACCGAAGCCGUCUUACCAAGUGAAGAACCCAGUGACAGUUGCAGUACUGAAGAGCCCAGUGACAGUAGUAGUGGUGGUGACAGUAACAGCCAAUCUGCCGAUUCUGAUGGAGGUAGCAAAGAGACGCCUAAAAUGGACCCCAAGGGCAGCAACGACGACAGCAGCGAGUGCACCGAUCAGAGCUCUCCUCGUGCAGUGCUAGAUAUCUCAGUGUCUGGUAGUGUGGACUCUGACGAGAGCUCCUCUGUUGAGCAGCCAGCAGAGUCGAAUCACAAUGUGCAGUGGAGGAACCUGAUCAGUGGACUGAUACUCAGGAGAAGGAAGUCGAUGGGGCGGGCAGUGACAUUCCCUCAGAGAUCCAAGAGCACAGGGCUUAAAAGGUACCUGGAGAGGAUGCGGAGCAGUAAGAACCAGAUAGAUUGCGGUGCCAUUGCUCCUGAGAUCCUUCCUGAGAUCAGCAAGUGGAGGCCAUCAUGGAGAAGCUUCGACUACAGUGAGCUUUGUGCUGCAACUGACAAAUUCAGUUCAGAAAAUUUGAUUGGGAAGGGCGGACAUGCUGAGGUGUACAAAGGACAUCUUGCUGAUGGACAGUUUGUGGCAGUGAAGAGGCUAACAAAAGGUGGUAACAAAGAGGACAGGAUUAGUGAUUUCUUAUCUGAGCUUGGGAUAAUAGCCCACGUUAACCAUCCAAACGCGGCACAGCUCUUGGGGUUCAGUGUGGAAGGGGGCUUGCAUUUGGUACUUCAGUUCUCACCUCAUGGAAGCCUGGCUUCUGUUCUCCAUGGCGCAAAGGGAGCCCUCAAGUGGAAGGUCAGGUUCAAUAUCGCGCUUGGAAUUGCUGAAGGGCUGCUUUAUCUACAUGAAGGCUGCCAUCGACGCAUCAUUCACAGAGAUAUCAAAGCAUCAAAUAUCCUUCUAACUGAAGAUUACCAACCUCAGAUAUCAGAUUUUGGACUUGCAAAAUGGCUUCCUGAUAAAUGGACUCAUCAUGUUGUAUUCCCCAUCGAAGGCACGUUUGGGUAUAUGGCUCCAGAGUAUUUCAUGCAUGGGAUCAUAAAUGAGAAGACUGAUGUGUUUGCAUAUGGAGUCUUGCUGCUUGAACUAGUGACAGGACGAAAAGCGGUGGAUUCCUCCAGACAAAGCCUAGUGAUAUGGGCUAAACCAUUGCUCGACUCAAACAACAUGAAAGAACUAGUGGAUCCUUCUCUUGAUGUUGGAUAUGAUCCAGAAGAGAUGGCUCACAUCCUAGCAGUGGCAUCCAUGUGCAUUCACCACAGCUCAAGCUCGCGGCCUGCCAUGAAAUCGGUGGUCCGUUUCUUGAAGGGGGAUAGGGAGUCACUCGAAAUGAUGCAGAUGCAAAGACCAAAACUCACGAAACCCCCUAUGUUUGACUCCUGUGAUUCAGAGGAUUAUACUCGCUCAAGUUACCUCAACGAUCUCGACCGGCACAAGAAGCUCGCAUUGGAGCAGUGACAUUUGAGAUGAUUUUGACUGCCAUCUUUUGUACAUCAGCAUCAUUAUCAACAUUGUGAUCCUCCUGCUUUCCAAAGAUGUAUGCAGGCUGUAUGGAUGGAUGUGAGGGUUCAGUUAUCAGUUAAUCCCUUGUUGCUGAUCCAAGGUGUCACUUUGGCUAA